Coffea arabica (coffee) is the source of this 762-nucleotide messenger RNA. NCBI's taxonomy places the organism in Eukaryota, Viridiplantae, Streptophyta, Magnoliopsida, Gentianales, Rubiaceae. The record is from RefSeq and is a predicted model, not a curated record.
AUGAACAACAUGAUGAUGAAGAAGAAGACGACCCAAGGUCGAAAAAAAAUCGAGAUCAAGAAGAUAGAUAACUUGAGCAACAGGCAAGUAACCUUCUCCAAGCGAAGAGUCGGUCUCUUCAAGAAAGCAAGUGAACUUUGCGUCUUGACCGGGGCAGAAGUUGCCAUCAUCGUUCAUUCUUUGGGCAAGCGCGUCUUUGCUUUUGGUCACCCCAACAUUGACGCUGUUAUUAACCGCUAUACCACGGGAUCGGCAUCAUCAUCAUCAUCAUCAUCCUCCUCGUCAUCCGUUGCUGAUCCGAAAACCCCAUUGGGUGCUCAUGAGAUUCAACAACACAACCGACACUAUGCUAAAGUGUCCAAAGAAUUAGAGGUCGAGAGAAAAAGAAAGGAAUUGAUUGAAGGUUCGAAGUUAGAGAACGGUGGGAGUUUUUGGUGGGAUGACCCAAUUGAGCAUAUGGGUUUGGAGGACCUUCAACAGUAUAAAGCUUCAUUGGAAGAGUUGAAGAAAAAGCUGUUGAUGAGAGCCGAUGACUUGAUAUUGUUGAAAAAUUCUUCUUCUUCUUCAACUAAUUUGGGCUUAAAUAAUAGCGGUGAUAUCAAUCCCGGCGUGACUGCAGUUGGUUGUGAUGAUAUGUUCUUCAAUCAGACGACGACUGAAUACUGCAACAACUCCAUCGUUCCUUAUGGUUCUGAUGACUUCGGAAAUUCUAGGAUCAAUCAAGCCCAAAUCAUGGGCUACAUACAACCUCGGCCUAUCUAA